UGCUCCGGGGCAGCGGCGGCCGCGGUGCCGUGCGGGGCCAUGGCGGCCCCGGACAGCUGCGUGAAGGUGGCCGUGAGGAUCCGCCCUCAGCUGCCCAAAGAGAAGAUAGAGGGAUGUCACAUCUGUACCUCAGUGACCCCUGGCGAGCCCCAGGUGCUGCUGGGCAAGGACAAGGCCUUCACCUAUGACUUUGUCUUUGACCUGGACACGUGGCAGGAGAGGAUCUACACCACGUGCAUGGGGAAGCUCAUCGAGGGCUGCUUCGAGGGCUACAAUGCCACUGUGCUGGCCUACGGGCAGACUGGAGCAGGGAAGACCUACACCAUGGGCACUGGCUUUGACAUGAGCAUCUCCGAGGAGGAACAGGGCAUCAUCCCGCGGGCCAUCAGCCACCUCUUCAGCGGCAUCGAGGAGCGGCGGCGCGCGGCGCAGAGCCAGGGCCUGGCAGCGCCCGAGUUCAAAGUCAGCGCCCAGUUCCUGGAGCUGUACAACGAGGAGAUCCUGGACCUGUUUGACAGCACCCGCGACCCCGACUCGCGCCACCGCAAAUCCAACAUCAAAAUCCACGAGGAUGCCAGCGGGAGCAUCUACACCACGGGGGUCACCUCACGCCUCAUCAGCUCCCAGGAUGAGCUGAUCCAGUGCCUAAAGCAAGGAGCUUUGUCCCGCACCACAGCCAGCACCCAGAUGAACGUGCAGAGCUCCAGAUCCCAUGCCAUCUUCACUAUUUACCUGUGCCAGACGAGAGUGUGUGCCCGCCCAGAGCUGGUGAAUGAGGAGGUGAGCAGCCUUCUGGAUGGAUCCCAACCUGCUGCUGAAUAUGAGACCUUGACAGCCAAGUUUCACUUUGUGGACCUGGCUGGCUCGGAGAGGCUGAAGCGGACGGGUGCCACGGGCGAGAGAGCCAAGGAGGGCAUCUCCAUCAACUGUGGGCUGCUGGCCUUGGGGAACGUCAUCAGUGCCCUUGGAGACCAGAGCAAGAAGGUUGUGCACGUGCCCUACCGCGACUCCAAGCUCACCCGCCUGCUGCAGGAUUCCCUCGGGGGCAACAGCCAAACCAUCAUGAUUGCCUGCGUGAGCCCCUCCGACCGGGAUUUCAUGGAGACCCUGAACACGCUCAAGUACGCCAACCGCGCUCGCAACAUCAAGAACAAGGUGGUGGUGAACCAGGACAAGACGAGCCAGCAGAUCAGCGCCCUGCGCGCCGAGAUCGCCCGGCUGCAGAUGGAGCUCAUGGAGUACAAGGCAGGCAAGCGUGUGAUCGGGGAGGAUGGCACGGAGGGCUACAGCGACCUGUUCCGGGAGAACGCCAUGCUGCAGAAGGAGAACAGCGCGCUGCGCAUGCGCGUCAAGGCCAUGCAGGAGGCCAUCGACGCCAUCAACAGCAGGGUCACCUACCUCAUGAGCCAGGAGGCCAACAUGAUGCUGGCCAAAGCAGGUGACGGGAACGAAGCCAUCGGCACCCUGAUCCAGAACUACAUCCGGGAGAUUGAGGAGCUGAGGACGAAGCUGCUGGAGAGCGAGUCCAUGAACGAGUCCCUGCGGCGCAGCCUCUCGCGGGUCUCUGCACGGGGCCCAUUCCCCGUGGGCUCCUCACCGGGCCCGGGCCUGGCUGGGAUCUGCAGCCCCGCGGCCACCCUGGACACCGAGGCCUCCGACGUGCUCCGACGGGCCAAGCAGGACCUGGAGCGCCUCAAGAAGAAAGAGCGGCGGCAGCAGAGGAAGAGCCCAGAGAAGGAGGCGUUUAAGAAGAGGCAGAAACUGCAGCAGGACAAUGGGGAGGAGACGGAUGAGAACGAGGUGGAAGAGGAGGAGGAAGAACAGGAUGAGAGUGGCUGUGAGGAAGAGGAUGGGCGCGAGGAUGAAGAUGAGGACUCGGCCAGCGAAGAGAGCCUGGUGGACUCGGACUCGGAUGCAGAGGAGAAGGCUGUGAAUUUCCAGGCCGACCUGGCAGAUCUGACCUGUGAGAUUGAGAUCAAGCAGAAGCUGAUUGAUGAGCUGGAGAACAGCCAGCGGCGGCUGCAGACCCUCAAGCACCAGUAUGAGGAGAAGCUGAUCUUGCUGCAGAACAAGAUUCGGGACACGCAGCUGGAGCGGGACCGGGUCCUGCAGAACCUCAGCACCAUGGAGUGCUACACCGAGGAGAAAGCCAACAAGAUCAAGGCAGACUACGAGAAGCGGCUGAAGGAGAUGAACAGGGACCUGCAGAAGCUGCAGGCAGCCCAGAAGGAGCACGCUCGCCUGCUCAAGAACCAGAGCCGCUACGAGCGGGAGCUGCGCAAGCUGCAGGCAGAGGUGGCCGAGAUGAAGAAGGCAAAGGUGGCGCUGAUGAAGCAGAUGCGGGAGGAGCAGCAGCGGCGCCGCCUGGCCGAGACCAAGAGGAACCGGGAGAUCGCGCAGCUCAAGAAGGAGCAGCGCCGGCAGGAGUUCCAGAUCAGGGCUCUGGAAUCUCAGAAGCGACAGCAGGAAAUUGUGCUGCGGAGGAAAACGCAGGAGGUGUCAGCGCUGCGCCGUCUGGCCAAGCCCAUGUCCGACAGGGUGGCGGGCAGGACGGGCCCCAAGCCGCCCAUGCUGGACUCGGGGGCCGAGGUCUCGGCCAGCACCACCUCCUCCGAGCCCGAGAGCGGCGCUCGCUCCGUCUCCAGCAUCGUGCGCCAGUGGAACAGGAAAAUCAACAACUUCCUGGGAGACUCCUCGGCCUCCAUCAACGGGGCUCGGCCUGCCAGGAAGAAGUUCCCCAAGAAGGGGUCGAGCCAGACCUUCAGCAAAGCUGCCCGCCUCAAGUGGCAGUCGCUGGAGCGGCGCAUCUUCGACAUUGUCAUGCAGAGAAUGACCAUUGUCAACCUGGAGGCUGACAUGGAGAGGCUCAUCAAGAAACGUGAGGAGCUGUCGCUGCUGCAGGAGGCGUUGCUGGGCAAGCGGGCAAAGCUGCAGGCAGAGAGCCCCAAGGAGCAGAAGGGUCUGCAAGAGCUGAACGAGGAGAUUGAGGUCCUGGGGGCCAACAUUGACUACAUCAACGACAGCAUUUCAGACUGCCAGGCCACCAUCAUGCAGAUUGAGGAGACCAAGGAGGAGCUGGACUCCACGGACACCUCGGUGGUGAUCAGCUCCUGCUCCCUGGCCGAAGCCCGGCUGCUGCUGGACAACUUCCUGAAAGCCUCCAUUGACAAGGGGCUGCAGGUGGCCCAGAAGGAGGCGCAGAUCCGGCUGCUGGAGGGGCGCCUGCGGCAGACAGACGUGGCCAACUCCUCACAGAACCACGCCCUGCUGGAUGCCCUGAGGGAGAAGGCUGAGUCCCACCCCGAGCUGCAGGCACUGAUCCACAACGUCCAGCAAGAGAAUGGCUACACCAGCACAGAUGAGGAAGUUUCAGAGUUCAGCCUGGCCUCAGAUGGGAGCAUCUCCCAGUCUUUCACCAUGAAGGGCUCAGCAAGCCAGGAUGACUUCAAGUUCAAGGGGGAGCCCAAGCUUUCGGGGCAGAUGAAGGCAGUGUCAGCUGAGUGUCUGGGACCCACGCUGGACGUGUCCACCAAGAACAUCACCAAGUCCUUGGCGUCCCUCAUGGAGAUCAAGGAGGACGGGAUCGGCUUCUCCAUCCGGGACCCCUAUUACAAGGAGAAGGUGUCACGGACCAUCAGCCUGCCCACCCGGGGCAGCACCUUUCCCAGGCAGUCCCGGGGCUCGGACACCUCGCCCCUGACCCGGCGGAAAUCCUACGACCGUGGGCAGCCUGCCAGGCCUGCAGACAUCGGCUUCACACCGCCCUCCUCCCCACCCACCCGUCCGCGCAACGACCGCAACGUCUUCUCCCGUCUCACGAGCACCCAGAGCCAGGGAUCUGCCUUGGACAAGGGCAUCAUCAACCCGGUGGGUGGCACCAAGAAUGCCCGGACAGCCCCUCUGCAGUGUGUCUCAGUGGCAGAGGGACACACCAAGCCUGUGCUCUGCCUGGAUGCCACCGAUGAGCUGCUCUUCACGGGCUCCAAAGACCGCAGCUGCAAGAUGUGGAACCUGGUGACAGGCCAGGAAAUCGCCUCUCUCAAGGGCCACCCCAACAAUGUGGUUUCCAUCAAGUACUGCAGCCACACGGGGCUGGUGUUCACCGUGUCCACGUCCUACAUCAAGGUGUGGGACAUCCGCGACUCCGCGCGCUGCGUCCGCACCCUCACGUCGUCGGGCCAGGUGAUCUCUGGGGACGCGUGUGCCGGGACCAGCAGCCGCACGGUCACCAGCGUGCAGGGCGAGCACCAGAUCAACCAGAUCGCGCUCAACCCCGCGGGCACCGCGCUCUACGCGGCCGCCGGCAACGCCGUGCGCGUCUGGGAGCUCAGCAGGCUGCAGCCCGUGGGGAAGCUGAGCGGCCACAUCGGGCCCGUGAUGUGCCUGACAGUGAGCCAGACCCCGAGCAACCACGACCUGGUGGUCACAGGCUCCAAGGAUCACUAUGUCAAGGUGUUUGAGAUCACGGAGGGCAUGGUGGGCAAUAUCAGCCCCACGCACAACUUCGAGCCCCCUCACUAUGAUGGCAUCGAGUGCCUGGCCAUCCAGGGAGAUGUCCUCUUCAGUGGCUCCAGGGACAACGGCAUAAAGAAGUGGGAUCUGGAGCAGCAGGAACUUAUCCAGCAAAUCCCCAAUGCCCACAAGGACUGGGUGUGUGCCCUGGCCUUCAUCCCCGGGCGCCCCAUGGUGCUGAGCGCCUGCCGAGGAGGCGUCAUCAAGGUGUGGAACGUGGACAACUUCACCCCAGUGGGGGAGAUCAAGGGCCAUGACAGCCCCAUCAAUGCCAUCUGCACCAACUCCAAGCACAUCUUCACUGCCUCCAGUGACUGCCGGGUAAAGUUAUGGAAUUACGUGCCUGGGCUCACCCCUUGCCUUCCACGACGCGUCCUUGCCAUAAAGGGCCGUGCUACUAGUCUGCCUUGACCCUCCUGCUCUUGACUCUCUUGCUCAUAUGCUCCUCUUCUGUCUCUCCUUCCCUUUUCUCUCCAUCUCUCCCCUCUCUCUGUCCCUCUCACUGUUGCUUUUGCUCCUCUCUCUCUUUCCCUCCCCCCCCGUUUUUUCUCUGGUCUGAGCUGCUUCUUCACGGUAUGAAACUAUUCUGAGUUUUUCCCCACUUGAUAAGUCUUUGUUAGAAUGGACUCACCCCCUUGGCCCAGUCAUCCCCUGCCUUGGUUUCACUUCUUUUUGGUUUUUUUUCCUCGCCAAGUGCCCACAUCUACUUUGGCACCUCAGUGGGAAGCCAUGGCCUGCCCGUGCCUUUGCAUGGAUAGUGGGUUGGGAGUCAGCAGCCACCCCCAAAUCAGCCCAUGCCCCAGGAGCAAAGCAGCUCCCUGGAUUUCACUGCUGGAGCUCAUUCAGGGCGGGUAGGAGUCCUGGUGUGGGAUCACCCUUUCCCUUUGUCCCCAGCUGCUGCCAGAGGGGUGAGCUGGAGGCUGAGCCCCAUUGGGUUUGCCUUCUCCCCAAAGUGCACCAGACAAUUCCUGCCAAGGGAGAAGGGCCUGGAAGCUUGGGGGGCUGCAUGCUGCCGUGCUGGGGAGGGGAGGGCAGUGAGCACCCUGUGGGCAGUGCUGUGGGGCUCCUGCCCCAACCCCUGGGUCAUGCUGUCCCUCUCACCUUUGCUCCUCAGCGACUUGACAGUGAAGCUCUGGAGUGGGAGGAGGUUGCCUGCGGGGUCAAACUAGGAACUGCACAGAGACUGCAAGGCGUGGGCAGGGUGAGGGGCAGGGCACCUCCCCUGCUCUCAGUGAGGACUCAGCCACCCACAGGAGCUCAGCCCAGCACAGGGGUUUCUUUGUGCCUGACCCAACGGGGUGGACAAUGCUGCAUCUGGUACUGUGGUCAGCUCCUGUGAGGAAGCAGCUCUGUGGGGCAGCAGCAGCUCCACCUGCCCUCCUGCUGAGGUUUCUGAUGGUUCUCCAGUGAACAGGAAAUGUUUCAUCUCUCACCCAUCCUGCUGUAAGGACUUUGGGGGUCAGAGGUCCCUGACUCCUCAGAGACACCCAGCUCCCUCCUGCCAUGGCUCUGCCGGGCUGUGCUGCUCCUGGGCUGGUUCCUGCAGGAGUCUUCUCCACUCCACGAGGACAUUUGGUGUCUGCUGGCCAGGACCACCACACAGAGGAUGCUUCUCUGGAGCCAUUACUUGUGAGACACCUCUGCUGUGGGGACUGCAGAAGGAUUUCCUGGUACUCCCAGCCUUCCCUUUCCUGUGUGGACGUGUCCCCAGUGGUUGGAGGGUGCUCUGAGCUCCUUUGCCAUGUCCCAUCUCAUGAGGCACAGCAAGCCUGGGAUGUUCUCCAUUGGGCAGCUUCCAGACUGACCUGCUGCAGUUCCUUUGACGUUCUCCAAACCCCACUUGUAAACUCAACUGCCCCAUGGCUCUGGGCUCUCCCCCACAUGCCCAGCCUGCUCAGCCCUGCUCUGGACAUUGUGGUCCCAUCAGGGCUUUGUGCUGGGUUCCUGCAGCCAGUUAACCCCCUUGGGACAGAGAAAUGAAGCAAGAAUGGAGGUUACAGGGCAAAAAGGCCGAGGCUGGAUUUGGCACCCCACUGCUGUGGCUCUCCCUGUCCUUCCCUUGGGCUCUGCCCUCACCUCUGCCUGGACUGGAGCUUGCUCAGGCUGGGCCUGCAUGGAUGCAAGGCUGGAGAGGAGCCAGCAAGGCAGGGAGCAGCCAGAGUCACUGUGGCAGGAGCAGAGGGGGACAGGGUUGCACACUGACCUUGCACAAGUCCCUGACUCCCCCUGUGCUGGAAGGACAAUCCUGCAGUGGAUGAUCUUGCACAAUCUCAUCUCCUGGAGGGUCUGGGGGCUCCACCCUGGAGUGUUUCCCCAAGGACAUUCUGCAGGCUCUUUCCUCUGUCUCUCCUGUUCAAGAGGGGCUGGUAAGGCCCUGGUCUCACACUGGAGCUCCCCUCCAUCUCUCCUAUGGCCCACUGGACCAUCCCCUGCUCUGUCCUGCCCUGUGGAAUGGCCAAGGAGACCCCAGGAUGGGUGUUUCUGCCUCACACACUCUCCUUUCCCCUUUGUCACAGAAGAAGCAGCACUUGAACUCAAAUUUAAGGAUUUCUCCAUGUGAUCCCACAGCACUGAACUGGGAUCUUGGAGGCCAGGGGCUCCAGGACCUGCCCCAUCAAGCACAGACCAUUUCCCCUCUGCUUUUUCCAACCAUGGUGAUACCUUGAACUGCCCCAGCUCAUCUGCCACCAACCCUUGCUCCAGGCACUCUGGCUGGAGCGAGGGGAUCCCUCUGCAUCUCUGCAUCAUGAAAGACAGGAAUUUCUGUAUUGAUUUGGUGGGGGAAGGGGAGGGUUGCCUUUUUUUUUGGGGAAAAUUCCAUCCUGCUGGCUUGCCUUGUUGGAGGGUAAAUGGUACAUGUGUGUGAGUGUGUGUGUCUGUGUGUCUGUCUGUGUGUGUGAGAGUGACCCUGCCAGGACAGUCCCUGCUCCCUGGGAGUGUGGCUGAGCCCUGCACAGCCAGGACUGGUGGCCGUGCUGAGGAGAGGCUCCCAUCCAUCCUGUGUGACCUGUGCAGGCCAAAAGUGCACAGAGAGCUCAGCACCCAGUGGCAUACAGCCACGGGGGUCUGCAGGAGGUGCCUCCCACCCCCCAGGCCUGUCUUGGAGGGGUUUUUACACUCAUUCCUCAGCUGGUUUGGCUGGAGGGGCUCUGUGUGUGUGGCUGUCUCUGGGAAGUGUUUGGCUGUAGCCUGGUGUUGCACCUGUGUGCUCUGAGAUCUCCAGUGCCUUCCCUGCUGCCAUGGCUGGAGGGGGCACCCAGGGUCAGACCUGCCUUGCCUUUGCCCCCAACACCUCCCUGUGUGCAGGCUGAAAGGGCCUGUUCAGUAUUCCAGGGCUGAGUGACCCGUCCUGAGCCUCUCCUGCUGCUGUGUGCAGGCUCUCACAGCCCAUGGAGGGAGGGAGCUGGUGCUGGGGCAUUGCUGUCCUGAGGCGGGGGGUUUGAAGGGAGGAGAGCCCUGAUUUAGGAAUAGCGUUCUCCCAUUUAGUGCUCCUACCAAAACCCCCAUCCCCAGCAGGGUGGAGAGAGGAAUUGGAGGCACAAAAGAUGAAGAUCACAGGUUGAGAUAAGAGCAAUUUACUGCAAACAGCAGUGAGAUAAAAAAAACAAACAGGAAGACAGCAGCAAUGUUAAUAAUAGAAGUAUAGAAAAGAGAGAAUGAUUCACAUGCAGAGUGCUCACCCUGACCUGACCACAGCCAUAUUCUACUGACCAGAGUAGACCUCUCCUCUGAGGAGAAGGAAUGGAUGCUCCCCUGUGUGUGUCCAUGGCAUCAGUACAUUGUGACCAAGCCUUACACUGCUGUGGAUCUGCUGGGCCAGCCUUGGAUGCACAGCCCAGUGCUGCUGUGCCCCCCUGGCUGCAGGCAGGGCCCUCUGGGUGCUCACUGCUCACUGCUGCAGCUGUGGAGGUGCCUUCAGGGGGAUCAGAAAUGACAUUAGCCCUGUUGUUCUGUCUGAGCACAUGCCCACUGGAAGCUGGGCUGGCGUUUAUCCCUGAAGAAUCCCUGCAGUUGUUGUUUUUCCUCUUAGCUCACACAGCCAUGCUUCUGGGGCAGAAGUGGGUUUUCCUUCCCAAUUCCUCCUGUCCUCUCUCUGUCCUCAUGCAGGUAAAACCAUAGGAUGCCUUGUGGUGUGCCAGUUGCUCCCAGCAGCAGAGGCUCUGGUCUGUACUGGUGUGACAGGGCACAUUUCCUCAGUCCACAGCCCUAGACUGGAGAAUAAGUCCAGUCCUAAACUGGAACUGAGCUGCUCCAGUUUGGACAGUCUUUUAACACAGCUGAGACACAGGUUG
Messenger RNA from Melospiza georgiana, 8804 nucleotides. RefSeq names its product kinesin family member 21B (gene KIF21B). The record is from RefSeq and is a predicted model, not a curated record. The coding region runs from base 40 to 4923 and encodes 1627 amino acids. Gene Ontology annotation, biological process: mitotic spindle organization; microtubule-based movement. Gene Ontology annotation, molecular function: ATP binding; microtubule motor activity; microtubule binding. The transcript is spliced from 34 exons. NCBI's taxonomy places the organism in Eukaryota, Metazoa, Chordata, Aves, Passeriformes, Passerellidae.